Felis catus (domestic cat) is the source of this 1187-nucleotide messenger RNA. It is a transcript of the gene EBAG9, whose product is annotated as estrogen receptor binding site associated antigen 9. The coding region runs from base 88 to 774 and encodes 228 amino acids. Lineage: Eukaryota; Metazoa; Chordata; Mammalia; Carnivora; Felidae. Gene Ontology annotation, cellular component: secretory granule. The transcript has 7 exons. The record is from RefSeq and is a predicted model, not a curated record.
UUUAGAGCGUUUCUCUGAGCGCCGUUCGCAUGGCGUUGGGUUGUGUAACCUGAAAAUGCUCUUGUUUUUCUCAUCUGUACAGUGGGUAUGAUUUUUUUUUUCAUCAGCCAGUUUCAGGUUUUGAUUCCCACCAUGGCUAUUACACAGUUUCGGUUAUUCAAAGUUUGUACCUGCCUAGCAACAGUAUUCUCAUUCCUAAAGAGAUUAAUAUGCAGAUCUGGUAGAGGACGGAAAUUAAGUGGAGACCAAAUAACUUUACCAACUACAGUUGAUUAUUCAUCAGUUCCUAAACAGGCAGAUGUUGAAGAGUGGACGUCCUGGGAUGAAGAUGCACCCACAAGUGUAAAGAUUGAAGGAGGGAAUGGGAAUGUGACGACACAACAAAAUGCUUUGGAACAACUGGAACCUGACUAUUUUAAGGACAUGACACCAACUAUAAGGAAAACUCAGAAAAUAAUUAUUAAGAAGAGAGAACCAUUAAAUUUUGGCAUCCCAGAUGGUAGCACAGGUUUCUCUAGUAGAUUAGCAGCUACACAAGAUAUGCCUUUUCUUCAUCAAUCUCCUGAAUUAGGUGACUUAGAUACCUGGCAGGAAAAUACCAAUGCAUGGGAAGAAGAAGAAGAUGCGGCCUGGCAAGCAGAAGAAGUUUUGAGGCAGCAGAAGAUAGCAGACCGAGAAAAGAGAGCGGCGGAACAACAAAGGAAGAAAAUGGAAAAGGAGGCACAGCGGCUGAUGAAGAAGGAACAAAACAAAAUUGGUGUGAAGCUUUCAUAGCAAAUGCUCUUCACAUGUCAUAGUGCCAGGAGGAGAAAUGGGAGUUCCACAACUCAAGCAACAUUUCGAGGGAUUUCAGAGUAUUUUCAAGAAUACAAACACAUUGCUUGGUUUUAUUGCAUUCAUCUGGCCAUCUAGGACACCAGGAUUCUCUCAAAGUACCUUGAGCUCUUAGUGAUUGAGACUCAAAAGAAGAAAAAGACCUAUGAGGCAAUAUUUUUUUCAACAUGCUCCAAGUGUAAGACAAUUGUUUGCUGUAGAGAAAUUAUUACAAAUGGAAUAUACCAGUACCUCUUCUAGCUAGUGUUUCUAGCUGAAUAAAUGGGUGUAAAUAAUUUUAUGGUGGGAAAGAACUCUGCUCUCUAUGCUUUCCUUCAUUGUGCAUAAUGAUAAAAUAAAUAAUUUUAAAUAUU